GCAUUUAUUUCUGCUCCGCAUGCGGAGUCGACGUCGGUCUUAACAUAACCUCAAAAAUAUGCGACGGCCUCGCGUUUGACCACUUAAAAAACGUUGAUUAUUGCGUUAAUAAAGUUAUAACAUGCCAUGUAAUUAGUUUUCAAGUGUAAAUCGAAAACAAAUUUAUAAUCGUUAUUGGUUGUCAAAAGGUAUUCUAAAAAAUAAGUAAGAAUGUUACCUUACGAAAUUUUGGUCGGUCUUAGAGGAUCCAUGCAAACGUCUGCUCGUGGCCUCAUUAGGCAACAAAGGUUAUUAAGACAACCUAAUAUAGAUGUACAUAGUUUAUAUAAUUUUUCUACGCAUAUAAAAUGUAACUCACGAUUAGUUUAUAAGGACAUAAAUGUAAACAAUAUCAAAAGAUUUCAUACACAACUGUUAGCUAACUGUCAAGCUGGUUUAAAGGAUUCAAAACCAACAGAUUUUGAAGAUGCAUCACAACAAGAGACAGAUCCGUUCAAUAAUCUCAUUGAUUCAGUUGGAAGAAAGCAAACGUUAGAGUCAGAAUCGAGUCAAGAUGGAAAUAUGCUAAGAAUUCCUGAACAGAUUAAAAAAUGGUUAUUUUCCGAUCUUGAAAAAGCUCCAGCAAAAGAGAUUGAAAGAAGGUUUCCAGAACCUAAAGUAUUUCUUCACAAUUUGUUUGCUGUUGUUUCAAAUGAAACUAACAUACAACAUUGCUUAACUUCAACUAACAAACAUGCUGAUCUAAAAAAGAAACAAGGAUGGAUGUUUACUUAUCAAAUUCAGUGGCCUGAAAAAAUGUCCUUUUCAGCAAAAGGCAAUUCAAAAGCAUCAGCGUCAUUAUCGGCGGCUUUAAAAACUUUAUAUUGGUUACAUAUAAACGGAAGAAUAAAAGGUCGGUUCCCCGUUGUUUAUCAAAAACAAGAAACGCUUUCACUUUUGAAUAUGCCUGAGGAAUUCAACAUAGAAGAAAAAGUAUUAGGCAAAAUUGGCGAUUUUUUAACUAAAUAUGAAACACAAAUAGUCAAUGCUGUAACAAAAAGUGCAAACCAGGAUACAGAAAAGUUUGUGACCGACAAACCUUCAUCGGAUAGACAUCCGAUUUCGAAUAAUUAUGUAGAUGUUGACAAAAGAAACGAAAUUUUGCUAAACCGAUUAAAUAAUCGAAGGAUGCUAACAAAUCCUGAACUUCCGAUCGUUCAAUUCAAAGAUCAAAUAUUGAAGGAAUUGGAUGAAAAUCAAGCUGUAGUAAUAAAAGGAGACACGGGUUGUGGUAAGACGACGCAAGUGCCACAGUUUAUAAUGGAUUAUUUUACUGAAAAAGGACAAGCUGCCAAUUGCAGUAUGGUCGUUACACAGCCACGUAGAAUUUCGGCUAUAUCUUUGGCCCAACGCAUCGCUUAUGAGCGAGGUGAAUCUGUAGGAGAUGUCGUUGGUUACCAGGUACGACUUCAACAAGUCUUGCCCAGGCAGAAAGGUGCGAUUCUUUUCUGUACUACUGGUAUUCUCUUGAAAAAAUUACAAACCAAUCUUAAGUUGGAAGGUUGUUCGCACAUAAUAGUUGACGAAGCUCAUGAGCGCAGCGUCGACACCGACAUGUUGCUAGUUUUGUUAAGGCGUGCAAUGCAAAUUAAUCCUUCGUUGAAAGUUGUUAUAAUGUCCGCAACGAUAAAUGCGGAUUUGUUCCAAGAAUAUUUAGGCUGUAAUGCAGUAGACGUUCCAGGAAGAUUGUACCCCGUGAAAAUGCACUUCAUGGACGAAAUAAGUCAAUUUAUCCCACCGUCGCAAAGAAGAUUGACUGACGAUGAAAAUAAUGGACCUGUGGUAAAUACCGAUCAAAUUACAGAUUUAAUAAGAUGGAUAUCGGAAAAUAAGCCGCCCGGAAGUAUAUUGUGCUUUUUACCCGGAUGGUCCCACAUUUUAAGGAUUCAAAACAAUUUAGAAGAAUAUUCCACUUCUAAUCAGCUUGUGAUACCAUUGCAUUCGAAAAUACCAUAUGCAAUUCAAAGUAAAAUUUUCGAUCCUCCUCCAGAAGGAGUGAGAAAAAUUAUUCUGGCUACGGAUAUUGCUGAAACUGGAAUCACGGUGCCUGAUGUAGUUUACGUUAUUGAUUCUGCUUGUCACAAAGAAGUAAGAUGGCACGAAAAUAAAGGAUUGUCCUCAAUAGACACGCAUUGGAUUUCUAAGGCGAAUAUGAAUCAAAGAAAAGGCAGAGCUGGAAGAGUGCAGGAAGGAGAAAGUUUUCAUUUCAUCACAAAGAAGCAAUAUGAAGAGUUAGAUCCAUAUCCUAUUCCCGAAGUUCUUCGGGUUUCACUUGAAAAAACAGUUCUUGACGGUAAAACUUACAGCAAUGAAAAAGCUGAAAAUUUCCUUGGAAGUAUGCCGCAGCCUCCAAGAAUAUCUGCUGUAAAGAAAGCUGUAAACGAUUUACAAGAAUUAGGUGCUCUGGACGAGAAUCAAGACCUUACUGCACUGGGAAAACGAAUCGCUAUGUUCACUAUUCAUCCAAAACUGAGUAAAGCUAUGGUUUAUUCAGCAGUCUUUCAGUGUAUGAGCCCUGUGACAACAGUAUCAGCUGCUCUUUCUCUUGAUUCCGAAAUAUUUUACGGAACUUUAGAUAAUAAAAGUCGCAUCAGAGAAACAAAAAAGCGUUUUCAUCCAACAAGUGAUCAUCUUGCAAUUGCAUGGAUUUAUAACCAAUGGCUUGAUAUUAACCGAAAAAAUGGAUCUCAGAAUGCAUACCAGUUCAGCAGAAGAAAUGGUCUCCAUGCUGAAAGAAUGAAUAUUUUACACAAGGUACGAGAUAUAAACUUAGAACAUCUUCGCGAAUCGGGUAUGAUAGUAAAUGUGCAAGAGGCGUCAGAUCUGAAUUGUGAAGAAAACCAGUUCGCUAUUCUAGACGAACUAGUGCGCGGUAUUUUACUAUCUGGAAUGGAUCAAAUAUUAAAGCAUAGAAACUUUGAAAUAAGAAAGGGGCGCUUUACAAAGUCUGGUACUUCUAUGGUUACAGAAGAUAAUGCCAAAGCACAACUUACGCCAGAAUGUGUGAAUCAUAAGAGGACGUCAUGGCCGAGUCCAUUUUUAAUAUAUUAUCAAAAAACUCAUCACCAUGAAAGACGUACAACUUUAAUACGUGAAAGUAGCAUGAUUUCACCAAUUACAGUUUUGCUGUUUAGCCAGGGGCGGGUUACUGGUUCAAUGCAUAACGAUAAAGAUACCGGUGCAGAAAGAGUAUUAUUGAAAAUCCAUGGAAAGGAGAACGUUCACCUAAUGUGUGACGAAGCCACUGCACAAACGAUCUUACGUUUCCGUGACCUCAUGUGGUUAAUUGUUCGUUAUUACGUUGAAAGGAACGUAACUACUAAGGGAUUAUAUUAUUCGGACCUGACAUCUCCAGAUGACUUAGCCGAGGUUAAAAGGAAAAUGCUUGAAGUACUAGCAUUAUUGUUAAGUUCUUCAUCAAAUUCAAUAGACGAAGUAAUAGAUACACCUACGAAUAAUAAUUUUGCGAAAAAUGAUUUUGGAAAUAAUAAUUUUUCAAAUAGUGGUUUUUCGCAUUUAAAUCGACCGGAUGAUGGUCGUUAUAGAUAAUGUAUUUUUUAAAUGAUAUUGUGUAAAUAUAUUUCAUAUUAUGUACAAAA
Nasonia vitripennis (jewel wasp) is the source of this 3638-nucleotide messenger RNA. Its product is annotated as ATP-dependent RNA helicase DHX30. Gene Ontology annotation, molecular function: G-quadruplex RNA binding; DNA helicase activity; ATP binding. The transcript is spliced from 12 exons. The coding region runs from base 211 to 3588 and encodes 1125 amino acids. NCBI's taxonomy places the organism in Eukaryota, Metazoa, Arthropoda, Insecta, Hymenoptera, Pteromalidae. Gene Ontology annotation, cellular component: intracellular anatomical structure; cytoplasm; nucleus. The record is from RefSeq and is a predicted model, not a curated record.